AUGGAGGAUUAUGAUCCAUCAAUUGCUCCGUUUGUUCCAGGUAAGUCCCUGGUACCUUAAUCACUGGACUCCACUUACGGUAAUAUAGUGAGAAGGUUGUCCUUUUGUACCAGUCUUAGAGAUAUUCCCUGCUAUUUCUAGGAUACAUUUUUUUUCUCGUUUCGACGAAAGAGAAAUCGCCAUGAGACAUGCUUACCUGUUCACCUGAUAGAAACCUCAAGUCAAACUCUAUUUGGCUCCAACAGUACUGUUUUCGUAAUUUACUCCUCGCUUGGCUUAAUAAUAUUCAACUAACUUUACUUAUCGUGCAAAAUUUAGUGCUAUUGUGGAGUAAAAUUCUUAAGCAGUUACCAUGAUAGGACCAGUGGUGCUUGGAGUUUUGGGGACAGUUUCCUCUUUAAACCAAAAGCGCUCUACUGGCGUAACAUAUUGUUUUGUCUAAUUCACAAAAACUUCUGCGCUUGAACAGGAGAUUAGGUUUCACAGCUGUAUUCAACGCUGUCAAUGACUCCAGUUCUUUUCUAUCUUGCGACCGCAUCAAUCAAGAGACUACCGAGAUAAAGACUACCAAGAUAGAUACUUCCUACCCAGGUCUCGUUUUCGGUUAACUAGGGAUGAGCCGCUCUUUCCAAGUGGAGACCGCUGAGUCCGUUCAUUUGUUUCAGGUAAGCCAGUGCAGGUGGCACUCACAUUUGAAAUCCUGGCUUUUGGCGAGAUGAAGGAAGCAAAAAUGGUAAGUUGAUCGUUCAUAACAAAUACAUUUCUAAUAACGGUAAAUUAAUAACGGAAUCGAAAUUCCUGAAGCAUGGAUGCCUAUCAUCAAAAUGUAUAACAGCCGACCGGUAACAGAGCGGACCUAUGAGGGAACAGCAUCUCAUGGUCAGAAUAAUAAAGGAUCGAAAUGCACCAAUGACAGCUCACCGUAAUACACCAAUUACAACAAACCAAGGUGCGAUAAAUAGCGACACUUAGACUUUCGACCUCGUCGCCUCACGAAGACUAGCAGUAUUGACUAGCGGGACUCUUAAAAACGAUAAAUGUAUAUUUACAUCUAACCUUUAUUAAAUAUUCCUUAUUUUGAUCCCUGAUGUAACUCCAAAAUAUUUUUUCCUUUUUUUUAAAUAUUUAGAUGUAUAAGCAAAAUUAUGAAGAAUGAUGAACGCAGGGAUGUAUUUUAUCUAUAAGUAAUAAAGAGGCUAAAAACAAUAUAGGGCUUCAACAGGGCUUGAAACCUCUGUGAACUCGCAGUUCUUUGAAAGUCAUAUUUUUUCUUCCACAGGAAUACAGCUUAGAUUUAUAUUUCCUUCAAGUUUGGUCAGAUAUCAGACUUGCUCAAGGUCAAGAUAGGAAUUUCGCAUUCAGUGGAAAUGACAUUAAAAAGAUCUGGACACCAGACACCUACUUUAUGAAUGCCAAGAAAACAGAUAUUAAAAAUGUAAGGUUUUACGUUCAUGUUUCUUGAAGAACUUUUCCUAUGCAGCAAAACCACGGGCUUUUCUCUUUUAUCCUUAAAAGUAAUAGUUGUCUCCUCCAAAAACAUUUUAUUUGGUAAGUAAGCAGAUGAAGCAGUUUUUAAAACUCGCCGAUUCUUCCGUGACUAUUAAAAAAGAAUCCUUAACCUUCAAAAAAUUUAGACAUUUUGCUUAUUUUCAUAAAGGUUAUGAAAGACAAUCAAAUGGUGUAUAUCCUGCCUGACGGAGUGGUGGUACAGAUGUCCAGGUAAAUUAGCAAUUGUUCAUAUCAUACAUGCUUUUUUACUUACUUUUGUUGAAAAAAACUUGUUAUCAGUCCCCACAAAAGCGAUAACAAACUUGAGACGUAUGUUGAAUGCGCCUCUGUCAAAGCCUUGGUGACUGGGAACUAGACUAAUUUUGUAUUUGAAGAUAACAGUGCAGGACAUGAACAAUAUUUGCUUCAAGUUGUCACAAAACAACAAUAACAACAACGAACAACAACAUUUUCAAUUCUAUAUCGGUUGUUAAUUGGUCCACGUUUCGCAUCUGGGAAAUUACACUCAGAUAAAUUUACUGUUUUUUAUUUUGAUAUUUUAUUAGGAUCACAUUAGACGUGGCUUGUCACAUGCAGCUGCAGAUGUAUCCAUUUGACAGACAGAAAUGUGAACUCAUUAUCGAGAGUUGUGAGUAUUCAACUUUUCACUUCUCCAACCUCCAAUUUCUCCCGCUGGUCAACAAAAACUUUAUUUGUACCCAACAGUUACCAAUAAACUACAGCAGUUUUAAAUUAUGUAGUGGGUACAGGCUGCCCUUAAAAACCUUUAAGGGCUAGAAAGAUAGAACAGCCACACUAAGGAGAUUAAUUGAUGGAUACGAGGGCCAGACCACUCAUGCAAACACACCUACACAAAAAGCAGAAAAAAAAAAACAAAUAAACAAAAGCAGGAAGAUGAACAGCAAAGGAGAACUAAGGACGCCAGUAUUAGGUAGUGGAAAGCCAAAAAAGUAAAGUCUUAGUUCAAGACAGGAAGCUUUCAACGAAGGUGACUUUGGAAGAAAACAGAACGACCUAGACGGUUUGGUCGGUCAUCGCCUGCUCUUAGGUGAAACUUUUACACUCAGUUAGUCAGGACAUCUCGCUGUCUACCGCUCUGCUUUGUUUUCUACCACUCAUUAGUUCCAAACUCGUUUGUUAUUUAGUUUCAAUGACAGAAUCAAAGUUAAACUACACUUGGGGCAACUUAGCAGUGGAAAAAUGCGUCGUGGGUGUUUAUGAUGACGCCAUGGCUCAGUAUGAGUACAAAGGAGUGAAACUCAGUUAUAAACACGAGAAGAUUUCCUCUGGUAUGUACGUUAGAAAACGACCAUUGUAAUGCAUUUUUGCGAUAUUACAACUGAAUUGGCGAUUGAAAAACCCUCUGCCAUUAAAUUAACUUCAUAAUCAGUAAUAACUUUCACGCAAUCUUUCAAAAAGGGAAACCGAAAGGUUUCAGGCUGACCAAGAGGAAAUAAUGUUUCAGCUUGCAGAUUUCAAGGAAGCUCUGGUGUUUGUGACCUGUAAAACGAUCGGGAACAGCUACAAUCAUCUGCAUUCGAAAUGAGGAGAAAUGUCAUGUCGUGUCAAAAUGAUAUUCAUUAAGUAGGAUUAUUUCUUAAAUUCAUACGUCUUAAGCCGGGGGAUACUCUUACUUUCCAACAGCCGCUUUCUCCAACUUGUACGCUACCUUUGUAUUCGACCGCCUUACGUCAUAUACAGUUCUCCAAGUGUACGUUCCCAGCUACAUGAUUGUUCUUUUAUCAUUCAUGGCUUUGUGGAUUCCUAAAGAUGCCGUGCCUGCCCGUGUGGGACUGGGGAUAACAACUGUGCUUACUAUUGUGUACUUUUUAGGUAAGAGAAUAAGUGCGCGCGGUACUUUAAAAAAAAAAAAAAAACGCACAAUCAAUUGAUCCUAGUCAGAGAAGUAAGCCAUUUUACCCGGAGUCUAGGAGAUAAAUUUUUGUCUAUGACUUCAUUAAUGACUGACGUUUACAACUGAGAGAAAUUCUGAUUUUGCUCACUAUCUCUCUAAUUAUUUUAUCCAUUCAACGUACACUAAAAAAGAAAAAAAAAAGGUAAACAAAAUGAUAUUCCCAGAAAACGCAAAUAUGCUCACUAAAGUGUUCAAAUAACUUAAAGAAGAAAGUAGAGCAAUUUUUUUUGUUCGCUGUUUACCGCCAUGGUUUAAUGCAUAGAGCUAAUGUCAAACUUUUCUCCCUAUUUCGCCGAUGUAUAAUAUGAGAAAGAAAUUGCAUUGAUUACUUAAAUUGAUAGAAACGUAACUUCUUUGCCAACAAUAUUAAAAGUAAGUUUCAGCUGCUAUUGUGUUCUUUCGUAGGAACUGUCAAUAGCUCGAUGCCUCGCGUGUCUUACAUGAAGGCCAUCGACUGCCACCUUUUUGUAUCGUUUGGUUUUGUGUUUGCCACCAUGUUGGAAUAUAUUGUUGUGCUAAACACCUCCGACAGAAAGAAGAGGAGGAUGUCUACUCACGAGGACUUUGAAGUUGGUUUGAAUUUAUGCUAAAGUUGUACACUGAAAUGAUACAUCAAGGCUCUUAAGCGGGUCAUAUGAGAAGAAUCUUAUCAUAGUAUUAAGUUCCGAUUAGUUUGAAAAUUUAAAUUGUAAUACCGCUUGAAGGGAAAAGAAAAAUUCUACUAUUGGUGUUUGAUAAAAAAAGGAACAAGAAGAAAAGAACAACAGAGUUACUGCUUACCUUUCUCUGAAAAAGCUGGUGAUCGAAAGCCCCAUUGUGUAUCUCAUUAUUACCAUGCCUUUAAACAGUGAUAUUUGGUACGCUUCCCUGUGUUAUCGUGAAUAGUCUUACAUCCACUGUUUUUUUUUGUAGUUAGAGAGUGAAGAAUCUGAGCAUAAUCUAAUCCAAACACACUGUGAUACUUUACAGCUUGGACCACUCAACAAUCGCACGUCGGACGAUUCACCACAAAACAAACGAUACGAUGCAGGUGUACCGGAUGCUUGUUACCAAGUGUUCUCCUGCAAAAGGAAAAGAAUGAAAGCCAGUCUGUCCGUGAACGCGGUGGACAGAUACGCACGGAUCCUGAUGCCAUCUGUCUAUGGAGUCUUUGUUCUCAUUUACUGGUUGAUAUGUGCAUUGCUGUCUCCUCAAAAAGAAUCAUUGGAUCUCUGUUAG
Messenger RNA from Pocillopora meandrina, 4642 nucleotides. Lineage: Eukaryota; Metazoa; Cnidaria; Anthozoa; Scleractinia; Pocilloporidae. The record is from the annotation of a GenBank genome assembly.